GGAUUGUCCUGGGUUGUCCGUCUCGAACAGCAGACCGGAUGUAGGCGAUGGGGAUUGUUGCGAUAGGGUGGCCCACCGCGAGGUGCGCCGGCCCGAGUUGUGCACUCCCUCACGGUAUUCACGCUCCCAGUCAGCAGUGGAUGACGUGUCAGAGUACACAGUUACCCGCUCAUGCCCAGGUUCUACUCCACUGGUUGCGCCUUCCCCAUCCCAACUCGCCCCUUCGUCGCUGUCCUUUUCGAGAAAGAAUGCAUCUACCAUCUCGCGACCGCGAGGCAAUCGACGCAUCAAUUCGAUCGGUGGGGGAUAAAUUUGCACCGGAUGACCGUUGAACUAGUGACGAU
This is a messenger RNA of Laetiporus sulphureus 93-53, 344 nucleotides long. RefSeq lists its product as uncharacterized. The record is from RefSeq and is a predicted model, not a curated record. The transcript has 2 exons. NCBI's taxonomy places the organism in Eukaryota, Fungi, Basidiomycota, Agaricomycetes, Polyporales, Laetiporaceae. The annotation marks the transcript as partial.